This is a messenger RNA of Bipolaris oryzae ATCC 44560, 903 nucleotides long. RefSeq lists its product as uncharacterized. The annotation marks the transcript as partial. NCBI's taxonomy places the organism in Eukaryota, Fungi, Ascomycota, Dothideomycetes, Pleosporales, Pleosporaceae. Gene Ontology annotation, molecular function: metallopeptidase activity. The record is from RefSeq and is a predicted model, not a curated record. The transcript has 3 exons.
AAGCGCUAUGUGACCAUCAACCCAGGUGCCGCCAACUCGGACGACCGUUUGUGGCCAAAUGGCAAGAUUACAUAUUGCUUCGAGUCGAAAGCGACAAAGGAGCUGUUCUUCGAAGAUCUGCUCGAGGCGAGGAAGCUGUGGGAAAACUCAGGCCUUGGAUCUGGCUUUGACUGGGAAGAAAAGGAUGAGUCCUGUAACAACAACGCGAACAGGCCGAACUUCCUUCUCAUUACCAAGAGCGAUGGACUGUCCUGUACCGUCGGCAUACCGCCUCUCAAUAAGAUGAGCGGCGACCCAGAGAACAGAGGGCCUCUGAUGAGACUGACUGCAGAUCUUGAUAUUGGAAAGCAAAACUUGGUUGCCAACUUCGCGCAUCAAAUGGGCGUAAGCAUCCCUUCAUAUUCGCAUGCGUGGGGUCUGCAUCACGAGCAUCAAAAUCCAGCCUUCUGGUCAUCUGACUACGCCGCUGCCGGCGGAAACGUCUUCGGUGCUUCAAAUUUCAAAUGCGAGAAUCUGAAAGACUAUGCCAGUGUCGCUGCAACGCUAACUGCCGAUCAAAUGAAGAAAGCUUGCACUUCGAGGGCUUUUGCCAAAGCUCAUCGAUUCAGCGCUGCUGAGUAUCUCCCAUUUGUUGAUUCAACUGCAUAUAGAGCGAGCAAGUCGGUUACGGAACCUGAUUGGGACUCUAUCAUGAUCUACGAUAGUGGUAUGGGAUCAGUCUUGACCAAGCCGAAUGGCGAUCAGAUCAAGCAAGUCCUUGCUCCCAGCCAACGUGAUGUCGAGGGUCUAAAACUCUUGUAUGGCAUUUCGCCCGAGUCAAAAUUCAAUCCACUUGGAAGUAAGUCUAAUUCCAAGAGGAACAAGUUCAAUGAUAUCCGUAAGAAAGAGAGGGACAGUGGGUGU